AUGGCUGAGGAGAAUGAUCUCACCUUCGACUCGGCUGAAGCCGAUGGGUCAACCACCUUCUCCGCGCAGUGCUCUACUCUGACGAGGAACAGCUACGUCGUCUUGAAAAGCCGCCCAUGCAAGAUCGUUGAAGUGUCCACCUCCAGGCCUGGGAAGCACGGUCACGCCAAGGUCCACAUUGUCGCCCUCGAUAUCUUCACCGGCAAGAAGUAUGAGGAGGUAUGCCCCUCCACCCAUGAGCUGGACGUUCCCAUCGUUUCACGCAAGCAGUACCCUCUUCAAAAUGUAACCGACGAUGGCUUCCUCUCUCUCCUGGAUGACAAUGGUGACACCAAAGACGAUGUCAGACUUCCCGACGGUGACAUUGGUUUGGCCAUUCAGCAAUUCGCCGAGGAAGGCAAAGAAACUGCCGUCAUCGUCCUGAGGGCCAUGGGUGAGGAGGCUGCCAUCGCCGUCAGGGAUGCUGCUACAUAA
Molecule: messenger RNA, 474 nt
Organism: Penicillium chermesinum
Lineage: Eukaryota; Fungi; Ascomycota; Eurotiomycetes; Eurotiales; Aspergillaceae
Product: eukaryotic elongation factor 5A hypusine DNA-binding OB fold domain-containing protein
Exons: 4
Coding region: 1-474 (157 amino acids)
Biological process (GO): positive regulation of translational elongation; positive regulation of translational termination
Molecular function (GO): ribosome binding; translation elongation factor activity; RNA binding
Source: RefSeq, a predicted model, not a curated record